Messenger RNA from Brachypodium distachyon (stiff brome), 825 nucleotides. RefSeq lists its product as uncharacterized. The coding region runs from base 29 to 634 and encodes 201 amino acids. NCBI's taxonomy places the organism in Eukaryota, Viridiplantae, Streptophyta, Magnoliopsida, Poales, Poaceae. The record is from RefSeq and is a predicted model, not a curated record. The transcript is spliced from 5 exons.
GGAGCAAGCUGGGAUUUCUCAAGUGGAGAUGGCGAUACGACAAUGUCUUUACUGGCCAGAUGGCACAUUUAAGAAGCGUUCAAGAUCACUUGGAAUUCAAAGAGGCCUGGAGAGAAUGCGCCAACUGGUUAAUGCUGUAGUCGAUCAGUAUAGCGAGGAUCAAAAUCUUUCGGGGGAUCUUGCGUAUAAAGUUAAAGAUGUUGUGAAGUACGAAAUAUUCUGUGAAAAAUAUAUGCAGUACUACCAUUUCAACUUCACUACAAAGACUAAACGAGCUGAUCAUUUUGAUUGUGGCAUGGACAAACUAUUCUUUGCUGAAGUCAAAUGUCGACUACUAGCAGGACUUGAACAAUUUGUCGUCAGCUGUUUCCACAUGAUUGAUCCUACUGAUGAUGGCCACUGCUAUGGUUGUCGAAAUGAUAUGAAGCACCCCAACAAAGCUGAUGCAUAUGCUGGUGGUCAUGUACACAUGGAUGAUCUAUCUGAACGUCGUGCUCUAGAGUGGAGUGACUCUGAUGACGAGAAAGCUAAGGAGACUAGGAUAAGACGUAUGUUCGCGGGCCAUAAACCCAGUAAGAGGUCUCGGUAUGCCACUGGUAGGAUGCACUGGGGCGUAAGUGAAACGAAGGCUUGAACACUUUUUGUCCUUGUGAAUCACAUGUAGAAGUUGAUACGGUACAUGUAUUUUUUUUCCUUGAUUUUACUGCCACCUCUGGUCGAGUGUCUAAAGAAUACUCAAACUUGGAAGGCGUGAAGACUUUGAUAUUUGUAAAACUAGGCUAUUGCUUUUGCUGGACGAUGCAAAUCUAUCACCAGUGUUGGAAA